AUGAAGGCAGGAGAUUAUUCGCCAGGUUUGAAUUGUCGAGGUGGAUUGCAUGAAGCCAUUAGGGGAUGGAAAGAGGAAAGGUAUCAGAUAAAAUUUUACGGAGGGUUUCUGCAGGCGAGGUUCAGAGGUGAUGGUGUUGUUCUGGUGCUUAGGGAGGGGCUUGGCAGUGGCCGUUCCUCGCUUGUGUUUGGUUUUCAAAGUCCCUAUUCACUGUCGUAUGCAAGACGAGAGGCCCUUGAACUAUAUAAAUUCACUCCUUUGGCCUCCGGUGUAUCCCUUUAUGGAGUGGCCCAUACCUUCAGUUUAACUACUGUUGGAGACGAGAAAGGAAACAAGACACCUGGCUGGUUCACCGCUGGCACGGCUGUUUCCUUUCUCCUCUUUUGUUGUCUUGUUCACAACCACAACAACGGCAACAGGGGUAUAUCGGGCACAGAUAUAUUGAUUAAAACUUCAACUAGGCAGAAUUCUUCUGCCAUGGAGUUUAUGAUACAGGAAGGAGGUCCAUAUUUCACAAUGGCCUUAAGCACGAACUUCUUCCUAGAAACGUACGUUCUUCAUCCCUCCGCAAACACUCCCCAUGUCUUCUUCGUGUCAGAAGAGCUUCUUCAUGAAUUUCUCAAGCAGUCGUUAAUUGGAGCACUGACCAUUAUCGAUGGAAAGGGACGGCAUGAUGCUCGCUUCUUAAAUCUCCUCGCGUGCCGAAAAUCUAUUGUAAGUUCAAUAAGGCACAGCAAGUCUAGCCAUGUAGAGCAGCAUUUCGGUCUAUAUCUAUCGCAAUUCAAGAGCAUGAACCAUUGCCAUUCUCAAUGGUUCUUUCAGAGAGUAGGAAGGAAACGGCAGGACCAGACGAGUCUGAAUGAAGGUCUGAAGGAACUCCUUCCAAACCCAAACCUUUACACAUCGCUGCAUUCAUACGUCCUCAAAUCAGGGCCAUAUAGGUACCAGGGUGCGCACCCUUCCAUCCUCUCGAUGAAAUCUCCUGUUGGUCCUAAGAGUGCUCCUUCCAGAAAUGCUGAAAGACGCUUCCCGGUUGCCCCUCAAACUCCGCCAACCCGGUUCAGGCUGUCCUUGCGCCCUUCUGAUGGCCGAAUUAGAGCAUGCAUCCGCCAUUCGGAGAAACAGGAUGCUCAUAAUGUGGGUCCAUAUCACCGUAAGACCCAUACAGCAUUCACACUCCUUCCCGUCCUCAGGCCACCUGACCAAAGAAUCACCGCUGCCGAGGCAUUGCCGAGCGGGGCCAGUGGUUGGCUCACCGUAAGAGCCCCAGUCUUCACCUUCGAUCACCCUCAGAGAGUCGCCGCUUUGGUGCUUGUUUCCUUUCUCCUUCCUGUCCCGGGGAUCAACCUCUUUGGUUCCCGGGCGCCCUUCACUACCGUCACUUAUCCAUUCGAGACAACUGAGCGAUCCUCUUCUUCCCACAACGAGCAACACUAUGCCCACACAGCCGAAUCGGACCCUCGAUCUCGAACGAUACGUCGUCACCCACGUACAAACCGCAUGUCUUUGAACUGGGGCGGAUUCUACUGGGUAAGCUCUUGCUUCCUUCCCAACUCCUUAACUCUAGUGUCCAAUGUUUGCAGACUUGUCGCAUCAGCAUGCUCAGAUCCUAGCUGCAAUAAUGACAAUCUUCUCUCGUUGAAACUAUCGUCUUCAUCUCUCUACUUUCCCCCAGCUUCUAACACCAAGCAGGUUUCCGUGGCGAUGGACUCACAACUCGCAACUCGCUUGUUUCAACUGGAUUCAACACGCUACCCGGCUUACUCCGUAUAG
This is a messenger RNA of Lindgomyces ingoldianus, 1773 nucleotides long. RefSeq lists its product as uncharacterized. The record is from RefSeq and is a predicted model, not a curated record. Bases 1 to 1773 code for a protein of 590 amino acids. The transcript has 18 exons. Lineage: Eukaryota; Fungi; Ascomycota; Dothideomycetes; Pleosporales; Lindgomycetaceae.